AUGUAUGCAUACUUGAUAUCUGUUUACAAGGCCGGGCGGUUCUGGAAAAAGAGGGAGUGCUCGGUGUCUGUGCUAGGUGCUACCUUGUUCUUGAGUGCAUCCAUGAGGAAUGGUGCAACACGAAAAGAGGACAAGUGGACAGCGGCUGACAUGGGCAAGGUGGGGGUUGCCAUGCCAGUCUCGGCAGCCCCAGUCCGCAGGUGGUUAGUCACGCCGGGAUCACAGGCUGGCCCCGCAACCAAGGAUGCGCAUCAGUGGAUAGGCAGUCCCAAGUCACGCUUGACCCCUCCCCGUUCUCACCACCAACACCAACGCUCAAGAAAUCUUGGUUCCGGUUAG
Messenger RNA from Plenodomus lingam JN3, 339 nucleotides. The record is from RefSeq and is a predicted model, not a curated record. NCBI's taxonomy places the organism in Eukaryota, Fungi, Ascomycota, Dothideomycetes, Pleosporales, Leptosphaeriaceae.